AGGCAGGGAGCGUGAGGAGCUGGCAGGAGGCGGUGGAACAAGAGGCCGCCACGUCAGCAGCGGCGGAUGGGAACCUCGAGAUUGCCGCAGCAGGCGGGAUCGAGGAUAUUCAGAAGACGGAGAACCCCAUGAGCAUUGUGUUCGUGGCGUCAGAGGUAGCCCCUUACUCCAAAACCGGUGGCCUGGCGGACGUGGUGGGGUCGCUGCCAGUGGCGCUGGCAGCGAGGGGGCACCGCGUGAUGGUGGUGGCGCCGCGCUACAUGAACGGCGUGACUGACAAGCUCUAUGCGGGGGCCUUCGACAUGCAGUGUCGCAUCAAGUGCUUCUGCUUUGAGGGCGCACACGAGGUGGCCUUCUUCCAUGAAUUCAGAGACGGCGUUGACUUUGUCUUUGUCGACCAUCCAUCCUACCACCGUCCCGGCACGCCCUAUGGCGAUCAGAACGGCACGUUUGGGGACAACCAGUUCCGCUUCACGCUGCUGUGCCAUGCGGCCUGUGAGGCGCCUCUACAGCUGGAGCUGGGCGGGUUCACGUACGGAGAGAAGGUGCUAUUCAUCGCCAAUGACUGGCAUGCUGGGCUGCUGCCCGUCCUCGUCGCGUCCAACUACCGCCCUCACGGUGUGUACAAGGAUGCUCGCACCAUCCUUGCCAUCCACAACCUCUCCCACCAGGGCGUGGAGCCAGGCUACACAUUCGGCAGCCUGGGAGUCCCGGGUGAAUGGUACGGCGCGCUGGAGUGGGUGUUCCCUGAGUGGGCGCGCAAGCACGAGUUGGACAAGGGCGAGGCGGUGAACAUCCUCAAGGGGGCCAUUGUGACUGCUGACAGGAUCGUGACUGUCAGCCCGGGUUACGCCUGGGAGAUCACCACAGUGGAGGGCGGGUGGGGGCUUGACGGGCUGCUCAGGGGGCGAAGCUUCGUGCUCAACGGUAGGAAGCUUCACAUGCAAUCAAUACAGACUGCGAUGAGGUGCAUUGGCGUGGUGGCACACUUCUUUCCCCCCUCCCUCCCCAUGACUUUUUUUGAGGCGCCUCAAAACUAUGACGUGCAUUGGCGUGGUGGCACACUUCCCCCCUCCCCAUGGCUUUGUGUGACCAACGGAGUGGAUGUGGUGGACUGGACUGGAACCCUGCCAGCCACGGACAAGCCUGCAAAGCAGAGAAGCACAUCGCAUCUGAACCGCCCUAACCCCCCUUCCCUGCCCCUUGCCGUGCUUGCAGGUGUGACCAACGGAGUGGAUGUGGUGGACUGGAACCCUGCCACAGACAAGCACAUCCCCUCGCAGUACACUGCUGCUGACAUGGCUGGCAAGGCAGCGUGCAAGGCAGCACUGCAGCAAGAGUUGGGUCUCCCUGUCCGACCUGACGUGCCUCUGAUCGGCUUCAUCGGUCGCUUGGACUGGCAAAAGGGCCCUGACGUUAUUCAAGCGGGAGUGCCGGAGCUUAUGACUGACGACGUGCAGUUUAUCAUGCUGGGGAGUGGCGAUGCGGAGUACGAGUCAUGGAUGGCGUGGGCGGAGGGCGAGUAUCGGGACAAGUUCCGCGGCUGGGUGGGCUUCUCCGUGCCUGUGGCCCACAGGAUGACGGCGGGCUGCGACAUCCUGCUCAUGCCAUCGCGAUUCGAGCCGUGCGGGCUGAACCAGCUGUACGCCAUGCGAUACGGCACCAUCCCCGUUGUGCACGCCACUGGCGGGCUGAGGGACACGGUUCAGGACUUCAACCCGUUUGCCAAUGAGGGCAAGGGCGAUGGCACGGGGUGGACCUUCUCACCGCUCACCAAGGAAGCCAUGAUGGGGGCGCUGUGGACGGCGAUCCAGACGUACAGGGAGCACAAGGACUCGUGGGCGCGGGUGAUGGAGAGGGGAAUGCUGCAGGACAUGUCGUGGAACAAGGCAGCCGAGCAGUACGAGCAGAUCUUUGGCUGGGCCAUGCAGGACAAGCCCUAUGCUUGA
This is a messenger RNA of Closterium sp. Naga37s-1, 1949 nucleotides long. Lineage: Eukaryota; Viridiplantae; Streptophyta; Zygnematophyceae; Desmidiales; Closteriaceae. The record is from the annotation of a GenBank genome assembly.